AUGGACAUCAACAUAGAACCUGGCUAUGGUAGAACCAGAAACCCAGACAUGGUCCUUGUCAGCUGCCCGGGCUUGGAUGUCACCAUGGCCCCAGGGCCUGUUCUCGGUUGCUUUGAGGUUGCAGCUGCUCCAUGGUGGUUACCUGUCAAAGGCGCUAACUGGAGGCACCCAGAGGGCCCAGACUCCAGUAUUCUGCACAGGCCAAAUCACCCGGUUCUCCAUGUCUCCUGGAAUGACGCCAUUGCCUACUGCACGUGGGCAGGGAAGAGGUUGCCCACGGAGGCAGAGUGGGAGUACAGCUGUAGAGGAGGCCUGCACAACAGGCUUUUCCCCUGGGGCAACAAGCUGAAGCCCAAAGGCCAGCACUAUGCCAACAUUUGGCAGGGUGAGUUUCCUGUGACCAACACCGGGGAGGAUGGCUUCCAAGGAACUGCGCCUGUUGAUGCCUUUCCUCCCAAUGGCUAUGGCUUGUACAACAUAGUGGGGAACGCGUGGGAGUGGACCUCAGACUGGUGGACCGUUCACCAUUCUGUUGAGGAAACACUCAACCCAAAAGGUCCUACUUCUGGUAAAGACCGAGUGAAGAAAGGUGGCUCCUACAUGUGCCAUAAGUCCUAUUGCUAUAGGUACCGCUGUGCAGCUCGAAGCCAGAACACUCCAGAUAGCUCUGCAUCCAACCUGGGAUUCCGUUGUGCAGCCGACCACCUUCCCACUGUGGACUGACAGCCAAGAGGAGCCUUUCCAGAUCCAGGACAUUGUUUCUGAUGUGCAACUGGCUUCCCCCAAACUUCGAACUGAUCUCGUAUAAAGAAUUCCCACCUGAAGAGAGUUCCAUGUCUGCCCAGUAGCCAAAGGCCCCGUCGUGCGUGACCAAACUGCUGCCCAUCAGUGCUCGUGCUUUACCGUGUGGUGCGUCUCUGGGGAUCAUCGCCGUGCUUUACUUUGAGAACCUUUGAAGAGGGGGGAGAGAGCAGAGAACCUUGACGUCCUGCCCAGACUCUGCCACAGGGUUAGACCCUGGGGUCUAGGACUUCAUCUGCCUGGGCUCUGUCCCGUCAUCAAAUGAGGGGAUGGACAACAUGGUCUCUGAGGCUCUCUCCAACCCACAGAUUCUGUGCGUAAUAGCAGAGUGUAUUGUGAUUGCAUAGUGAGAAUUUAUGACAGAUUAUUUUUUAGCUAUUUUUUUGCCAUGUGUGAACCUUGGGUAAUACUAAUCGUAUAAGGUGAGCAUCCUCUUCUGUAUUAUUUUCAGGAAAGGGUAGGGUGUGAGUCUUUUGUAUUCCUACUGCACUUUGUUCUUUUGAGGAAAUCAGUGUCUUUUACAUUGUUGUGACAAAUCCCAUGUGGGCCAGUGAUGGGACACUCAAGUUCAGAGUUCUGAACACACAGGAAUGUCUGUGGAGUGACUCUACUGUCCCUUAUCUUUUAACAUCAAGUGCCUUUGGCUCAGAGGGACAGUUUGAAGCCCUGUUUCCCCUUCGCCUCCAAGCCUUCAGAGAAUGUGAAAUGUAUACUAAUCAGAGAAACUGCUAAAUUCUAGAUAUAAGGGAAAAAAAACCAGGGCCUUGAAUAGACUACAUUCAGGGUACUUGGUAUAUUAUACUAGAGAGAUGGGAUAUCUUGUUGACUCUGAGAUACCAGAUGCUUUGAGUCGUGCACUAUGUCAAAUAAACUGGUACCCCAAGUCA
Messenger RNA from Peromyscus californicus insignis, 1688 nucleotides. Its product is annotated as formylglycine-generating enzyme-like. Lineage: Eukaryota; Metazoa; Chordata; Mammalia; Rodentia; Cricetidae. Bases 1 to 723 code for a protein of 240 amino acids. The record is from RefSeq and is a predicted model, not a curated record. The transcript is spliced from 7 exons. Gene Ontology annotation, cellular component: endoplasmic reticulum.